GAAGUUGAUGUUGACGAUGUGGCUUUUGUGCAACAGAGUAUCAGAAAUUUACCGAAUAUACCAUCACUGUCUUUCUUGCGACAAGAGAUUUUGGCUGAACCAAAGAACUACUUUCAGAUAGUGAAUACCAUAUUACUACACAAAAGGUUCAUGAAGCAGACGGACAAGAGAGAUGCUAUUUAUAACUUCCCAGGAUUCUGUACAGGAUGUAGAAGGGCAGGACUGUGUUAUGGAUGUGAACAAAGCUCUAUGCCACAUUACCAUGCCGACAAGAUGAUGAAAACAGGAGGAGGUUUUACAUACUACAAGAAAUACAAACCUGAACAUCAAAUUCCAGGAAGACAUCCACUCAACUGGAAAAUACAGUUUCCUGAACUGGCCCUUAAAUCAGUAAUGGAAGACCAUGAUAAAGAAGACCUAGGGUUACUAGGAGAAGAUGUUGAACAUGAUGAGAACUGUUUGUUAAAGGCUAUGUUAGAAAACAAUGUAUCACUGCCUCAAAUUAAUAAAGAUAGUUUGAUGACAGCAGGGUCCUCCACCAGUAGGGAGAGUGAAGAAAAGAAUGAGGAUGAAGGAAUUGUUGCUGAUGGAAGAAGUUUGGAUGAAAAAUUGUCCAAAAAAGAUCGUAGAUCAGCUAGAAUGUCUGGAACUUCAGGUCAAGGGUCAGAUCAGUCUGGUGAAGGUUCCUAUGGUUAUGAUAAUUCUCAAAAUGGUUAUGUACAAGUGGUUCCACAUCCACGUAUUGUGGAUUUACGUCAGCAGGAAAAUGAUGAGGAUCAGCUUAGUUUGGAUGAAAAUUUUAUCAAAGAAAGUAUGGACAGAGCUUCAAAUGGGACUAGAGAAAAUGAGGAACAGUCCAGGAAUGAGGAUACAGAGGGAGAAGGAAUGGAUACCGAUAAUGGUGAAGAAUAUGAUGAAAAUCAGGAAAUGUAUAGUGAGGAUGAAGACAGGAAUGGUGACCAUGAUUCCAGAUCUAGAAGUAGGACUAGGUCAAAUAAGAGUUCAGACAAACAUGGAAGACAAAUACUUACUGGUAGUACCAGAAAUAAAGAUGAUUAUAAGGAUGGUGAUGGUAGUGUGGUUACCAAAAGCUCAAGUCCAAGCUCAAGGAAAUAUAAUCGACUUUAUCAAGGUAAAGCUUAUUCUCCCGAAGGGUCGGGUAGCCCUACAUCCAGAAGGAGGCUCUACAGAGAUGACAGCAGUGGAGAUGAAUUAUACACAACUCCCCCUGCAUUUAAGAUUAAGAAAUCAGAACGGAGGAAGGUCAAAACCUCAUCACCUUUUAGUAGCAAUAGAGAUUACAAUUUGAAUCUGAAUAAGAAGUUUGAAUUGAAAAAGUCUGACAGGAAAGGUACAGAGUUUAGAGAAUUCCAACAACACAGAGGAGACUGGAAGGCUCCACCAAAAUUUGAACUGAAAGAUAAUCAGAGAGAAGAUAUGAAGUUCUGGAAGGCACCACAAAAGAAAGACCAGGGCAACAAGAAAAGAAGCAGAUCAAGAAAGACAGAACAUGUUUCCCCAGACUCUGGACUUGACAGUGAAAAGUUGGCAGUAAGAGCAGCAAACAAUCCAGACAACACAUUUGACCUUGACACUAAAAGACAGCCUCGCUCUGAUGACAAAGAUAUAGAAAAAUUUACAAGAAGAAACAGAGAAAAAAAUCAAAAUGAAGCCAGAUAUAUUAGACCAGAAAAUAUGACCUUCAGGAAAGACAUUGCUGAUGACAAUGGUCAAGACAUGAGACAAUCUCAUGGGUCACAUGAGACACAAUCUCAUGUGGUACAAUCAAUGUCAGGAGCCAUCUCGCCCAUCAUCUAUGAGACAACAGCCCACCCAUGGAUCAACUCAGGUGAUAAGGAUUGUGAAUACCAAAAGAAUAAUUAUCAUCACCAUGGAAACAGGAAGUCAAGGAAACAGAUCAAUGUCCAGUUACCAGAUGCUAGCAUGGAAGAAGAAUUAGGAGAGAGUUCUGAUGUUUCUCCGACAUCUGAAUCUGACCUUGAACUUGAUUUUGAUGAUGUCAUAAUUGAAGCAGAUAUUGAUAAUUCUAAUAUGCAAAAUGUUGAAGACAAGAGAAAUCACUUAAUAAAAAGAACAGAGGAAGAUGAGAAAAUAGAUGAUUUUGAUGAUGAAAAAUUAGAAAAAUCAUUGGAAAUGAAAAAUGAAAAUUUAGAUGGUAUUUCUGAACGACAGGAUAGAAGAAAGAGAAGAGGAAGGAAGGAAGACAGAAAUGAGUUAGAUGAAAUGAAAGAUGAAAAUUAUGAUGUAUCAGUUGACAGAAAGGAAAGAAGGAAACACAGAAGAAGAAGACACAUCAGUGGAGAAAGUUUGAUGGAUGCUGACAUUGAACGGACGGAUUAUAAAGAUGGUUCAGAAGAUAGGAAAGUAAGAAGACAUCGCAGAAGGAGGAAAAAUAUAGAGAAUGAAGAAAAUGAUGCUUCUCCAGAAUUGAUGGCAAGACAGGCACACAGAAAAGGAAGGAAUGAGUCAAAGGAUGAAAAAAGUCUGAAAGAUGAAAAUGGUGAUGCUUCAAUGGAAAGGAAAGUCAGAAGAAAGCAUAGAAGAAGAAAGAAUGAUAAAGAUAUUAGAGGAAAUACCAAUGCUGAAGAUGAAAUAGGUAUGAAAGAGCAAAGAAGAAGAAAGACAAAUGAUAACAGAGAUGUUGAUGAUGAAAAUAAAGACUAUAUUCAUCAUCAUAGGCAUGAUGAUGAACAAAAAGCCAGACGAAGAAGACAAGGAAUAAGAGUUGAUGAAGAAAUAGUUGGGGGAAAUUCAGAUAAUGUAGAGAUUGAUAAAAGAAAAGAACCGAGGCACAAUAAACAUCAGAGGGAAAGACAAAGAAGAGAUGAAAUUGUAGGGGAUAAUCAUAUUGAAGACAACAUCAAAAGUAGAAUAUCUGAAUUAAAUGACAAUAAAAUGAAGGAUAGAUUGACAUUAUAUGGAAAUUCAGACAAUGAGUCCCGUAGACUGAACACAAGUGUAGAGAGGGCACUGUUGGCAUAUAUGUACAGUGAUUCUGAGACUGGAGCAGAAGAUCAGUUAUAUGAAGAUGAAAAUCAGAUAAAAGAUGAAGAUGAAGAGGGUAAUCAAAUAGAUAAAAAGAGAAAUUUUACCAUAGAUGAUGGUGAAGAGGCGUUAAUGGCCAAUAAUUUCAAUAAAAAUAAAUCUGAUGUUGAUGCAUUGAAAGACCAAGAAAAUAGAGGGGCUUUAAAAGACACUAGCGAUCUAGAUGUUUUAAAGCAUACAAAUGACCUUGAUGAAAUUUCUGCACAUGACACUUUUGAAAAAUUUAGAUCAAUGGAUGAAAAUAAGGAUGUCAACAAUGAGGAUUACAAGUGGACAGAAAUAAACAUGGAGGAUGAAGAAAGUAUGAAACCAAGAACUCAGUUACAAGGAAGAAAGCAUGACAAAUUUAAAAGAACAAAGAGAAACCAGAAAAAUAAAGGAAAUGACAACAACGCUGAUAUUCUAGAUAAAGUUGAUGUUUCAUACAACACUGAUCAAGGUGAUAAAAAUUUGAAAGAUGCAGAUGAAAAUUUGGCAGACGACACAGAAGAAUCUGACACAGAAAUUUUAAAAAUAGAAUCUUAUAAUUAUCAGAAUUUGAGGGAAAAGGAUGAAAAGGAAUUGUACAAAAAACAUGAAAGAAAGAAAAAAUCAAAAAUUGCUUCAAAACAGAAAGAAAGACAGGUCACCAAAAAGAAAAAGACAAAAGAAAACAAUGAAGAAGUAGAUUUCAAUAACUUGCCAAGCAUCCAUGACACACUGAGCAAAUUAUUACCGAAGAAUAAGUUGAUUCUUUUAGAAGGAUUAAAAUCAAUUGAUGAAGAAAUUAAAGGAAAUAACCAUCAUGAAAAAAAUAACAACAAGCAACUUGGAUCUGAAAAUGACCAUAGAAUUUUGUCAACAAACUCAGAAUCUCUUGAUAGACCUAAAUCAGCUUCACCAGAACGUUUGGGCAUUGCAUUCCCGUCCAUGUUGAGGAGGACCUCUUCUUUGCCAAGCAUUGCUGAUUUUGUUAACCAAAAAAUACCUGAUUUUGAAUACCAAGAAUUUGACUUUCCUCAGAAGCAGACAACUAAAACCUGUCCUACUUGUGGUGACCCCACACCUGAAGUUAACCAUGUCUGCCUACCAAAGUUUAAAAACAGAUUCAGGCCAAAGAAAACUAAAGAUCCUAAUAAAAAGGUACGUCAUGGAGGCAUUGGAGUCAGACAAGGGAAGAAUAAUAAUACAGACGACUCAGACACCAUAUCUGAAAUGACUGUUACGACUGUUAACACACAGUCAGAAGUCCAAGCAGGUUCUCAAUUUCAGUACGUUUCUAGAUGGCCAUCUUCUCAAGCUGUAUUGAGAGGUUCAAAAGAUACAAAUAAAGAACCUGCAAAAGAAAUGGAUGGUGCUGAGAGAGUAUUGACACCAGCCUCACAGAAAAUAUCUACACCACCAGACUCACCACAGCUAGCGAUGACCCCACAACCAUUUAGAUUCCCUACACCAGAGUUUACUGUCGGAAAGUCCGGUCCAUCUCGGCCAAUCCGGACACCUUCUCCCGUUGUAGAAAAACCAAAGAGAGUUAUACAGAAAAAACAGUUCGUCAAGAAAGAAAUUGAACGGAAACCACCAACACCAAUAGCAAGGAGCUGUACCCCACAGACCCCCCUACCUCAGGUGAAGGAACAGGAGACAGCCAUAGUGACCCCAGAGCCAGAGGAUACCACACCCAUCAAACUACCUGAACUGGUACGACUAGACACACCACCCCUACCAGAAAUCACAGAACAGAAAAGGGAGAGAGCUGCUAAAGAUGACAGACGGACAGCUAUUUUACCUGUACCUAAACUUAAAGAGGCACUUAAGUCACCAACACAGAGGAAGAAGAAAGUCAACAUGCCAAGGUCAACACACAAGAGAAGUAGAAGUAAGCAGGCUGCAGAGGCCCCUGUUACUAAGGAAGAAGUGAGAGAAAUGAGAGAUCCACUGGAUUUCCUUGCUAAAUACUGUAUUGUCAGUAAGGAUAGACUACCAUUCUAUGAAAGAAUUUACAAGAAUAUAAUAGAGGGUCAGCCAAUGAGGUAUGAUAGAGAGCCCAUCUUGUCACCCCGUACUGGAAUGCCGAUCGACAAAAAUGAUGGAAAUAGCCAUGGCAUGGGAUGGGACGAACACCAACUUAAUAUGUUCCAUGACAUUGUCACGAUUAGUAGAGGUCGUGAUGUGGCAAGACCUGGUGUUGGUGUAUCAGAGCAAUACUUAGAGAAGAUCUCUUACACCCUGGAGAUGCUGGACAAGAAACAACGACAGAUCACUGACGAUCUACAUGUACUUCAAAGUAAGAUCUUAUUAUAAUUAGGGGUGGGGUGUUGGUGUAUCAGAGCAAUACUUAGAGAAGAUCUCUUAUACCCUGGAGAUGCUGGACAAGAAACAACGACAGAUCACUGACGAUCUACAUGUACUUCAAAGUAAGUUCUCAUUAUAAUUAGGGGUAGGGUGGAGGGGUAUCAGAGCAAUACUUAGAGAAGAUCUCUUAUACCCUGGAGAUGCUGGACAAGAAACAACGACAGAUCACUGACGAUCUACAUGUACUUCAAAGUAAGAUCUCAUUAUAAUUAGGGGUGGGGUGGAGGGGUAUCAGAGCAAUACUUAGAGAAGAUCUCUUAUACCCUGGAAAUGCUGGACAAGAAACAACGACAGAUCACUGAUGAUCUACAUGUACUGCAAAGUAAGAUCUUAUUAUCAUAGGGGGUGGUGAUGGUGUCUGCU
Messenger RNA from Mytilus trossulus (common blue mussel), 5760 nucleotides. RefSeq lists its product as uncharacterized. The record is from RefSeq and is a predicted model, not a curated record. NCBI's taxonomy places the organism in Eukaryota, Metazoa, Mollusca, Bivalvia, Mytilida, Mytilidae.